Eimeria tenella is the source of this 298-nucleotide messenger RNA. RefSeq lists its product as uncharacterized. The record is from RefSeq and is a predicted model, not a curated record. The transcript has a single exon. NCBI's taxonomy places the organism in Eukaryota, Apicomplexa, Conoidasida, Eucoccidiorida, Eimeriidae. The annotation marks the transcript as partial.
AUGGAGCAGUGCAACAAAGUCAGCAGCAGCAGCAGCAGCAGCAGCAGCAGCAGCAGCGGUAGCAGCAGCGGUAGCAGCAGCAGCAGUGUUCGCAACAGCAGCGGUAGUGGCAGUGGUAGCGAGUGCAGUAGCAGCAGCUGCAGUAGUAGUCGCCUGAGCGAGUGCAGCAGCAGCACUAGCGAGUUCACUAGCAGCAGCAGCAGCAGCAGCAGCAGCGUCAGCAGCAGCAGCAGAACGUUGCUGCCGUUUGAGCGCCCGCUGCAGCAGCACGAGCGCUGCAGCGCCGCGUGCGCGCCCC